This is a messenger RNA of Mycena indigotica, 1068 nucleotides long. Its product is annotated as Arylamine n-acetyltransferase 1. Gene Ontology annotation, molecular function: acetyltransferase activity. The transcript has 4 exons. The record is from RefSeq and is a predicted model, not a curated record. The coding region runs from base 13 to 1068 and encodes 351 amino acids. NCBI's taxonomy places the organism in Eukaryota, Fungi, Basidiomycota, Agaricomycetes, Agaricales, Mycenaceae.
CCGUCUACCAUCAUGAGCACGGAGGGUCGACUGCGGGACGAUCUUUGGAUCGCGCACAAGCCCUCUGGGUACACAUCAGCUCAAGCCCAGCAAUGGCUGGCCAAGAUCAACUACCCAACUUCGAACUUGGACGCGGUCAACCUCUCCUUGGAAACGCUGACGCGCCUCGUCCAGCUCAGCGUGACGACGUUCCCGUUCGAGAAUACCGCAAUGCAUUACACUGCGGGGCACACGAUGGACGUGUCGUAUCCCGCGCUCUUUGAUCGCCUCGUUGCGGGUGGCACAGGCGCCGGAUCGUGGUGCUACGGGCUCAACGGGCUGUUCUACCAGAUGCUCCUUGCGCUUGGCUUCCGCGUGUACGCCGGCGCCGGACGGAUCAACCCGCUUCCGGCCGAGUCUGAUCCGCAGUUCCUCGCCUUUGUGCACAUGGUACUGUUUGUGCAGCCGACGGCGGGGAGCAACGCGACCUUCGUCGUGGACACGGCGUCCGCGCUCGUCCGGCCCAUACCGCUGUGCGACGGCGCGGAGGUGCCCGGCGCAACGCCGACGGAACGCUUUCGGCUCAGACGGGCCGCGCGGCCGGAAGCUAGUUUGCGUACUUCUCCGGACGCGAUAGCGCCGGCCCCGGCGGAAUGGUGGCUCGAGCAUAUCCAGGAUGCGAAAGACACGGGCAUGCCUCCGACGACCCGCGUGAUGUACUCGUUCAUCGAAGACGAGUUCUUCGAGACGGAACGCGCCGCGGGGAACGCGACUGUGCUCGCCGCGACUGGUGGGAUUUUCGCGGAGACAGUCGUGUGCAGCAAAUAUUUCUUUCUUACUGACGAAGAGGCGAAAAGCAUUGGACAAAUUCAAGCGGAGCAGGAGGGCCCCGCUCAUGCGGGCGAGCAUCUCGGCAAGCUCGCCAUGGGCGGCAACGUCGUGCGGAAACAUGUGGGCCUGCAGACGACGCUGGUGAAGGAGCUGGAGAAUGAAGCGGACAGGGUCGAUGCGCUCAGGGAGUGCUUUGGGAUCAUUGUACUGCGGGAGGAGGUGGGAUAUAUGGAGGGUCGGCAGGCGGCGCUCAAGUAA